Penicillium macrosclerotiorum is the source of this 228-nucleotide messenger RNA. RefSeq lists its product as uncharacterized. Lineage: Eukaryota; Fungi; Ascomycota; Eurotiomycetes; Eurotiales; Aspergillaceae. The record is from RefSeq and is a predicted model, not a curated record. The transcript has a single exon. The coding region runs from base 1 to 228 and encodes 75 amino acids.
AUGGCUAAUGUUUAUGGUCUAUCUAGAACCGGCCACGACCUGCGCGGUGUCGGCGCCUGGGCCCGCACCCCCGCUAUUUCCGGCAAGAAUAGCAAACUGAAGACCAUUGAUUCCCCUUCCACGGCCUCCCUGCUACCCAAGAGCAAGCCUGCCAAGGGUAGCUCGGCCAUGCUCGAGGCCUGGAAGCGCGAGCCGGCCUCUGCAGGGCCGUGGACGCCGCUCCGUUAA